AGCAAUCCACUACCAAAAACCGAAUCCUUAACGAAUCACUUUUGGAUACUCCAUCGCAAGCGAAGAGAAAAGUUGAGAUCUAGAACCAAGAUGCAAACACAGACACACACCACCACAGACCGACACGGCUAUAGCCUGCGCUUUUCGCCUUUCGAGGCUAACUACUUGCUGCUAGCUACAAGCCAACUGUACGGUCUUGCUGGAGGUGGUUCCCUCUUUCUGCUGGAACAGAACUCCAACACAAACUCCUCAUCCACAGAUGGCCAGAGUCUCGGAGAGCUGUGCCGCCUAGAGUGGUCCGAUGGAUUGUUCGACGUCGCCUGGUGUCCGUAUGCCGCCGAUAUCGCCGCCACUGCCUCCGGAGAUGGAUCGCUUCAGAUCUGGUGCGGAUUGGACGGCGAAUCGGCGAGCAACCAGCUGACGCCGAAACAGCCGCUGAUCUGCCUGCAGGAGCACAAGAACGAGGUGUACAGCCUGGACUGGGGCGAGAAGUGGAACUACCACACCCUGCUCUCGGCCAGCUGGGAUUGUACUCUGAAAUUGUGGGACUGCAACAGACAGAACUCCAUCACCACCUUUGUGGGCCACAACGAUCUGAUCUACGGGGCCAAGUUCUCGCCCCUGAUCGCCAAUCUGUUUGCAAGCGUAAGUACCGAUGGACACCUUAACUUAUGGAAUUCUCUUGACUUUGCAGGUAAACCCCUGAUGAGCAUCGAGGCACAUGCGAGUGAGGCACUUUGCUGCGACUGGUCGCACUUCGAUCGCAAUGUCCUGGUCACUGGAGGAUCGGAUGGCCUGAUUCGGGGCUGGGAUCUGCGCAAGAUGAGGACGCACGUCUUUGAGCUGUACUCCGGAGAAUUCGCUGUCCGGCGAUUGGCCUGCUCACCGCACUCGGCAGCGGUCUUGGCAUCGGCCAAUUAUGAUUUUACCACGAGGAUUUGGAAUUUGGAGCGUGGCGAGUCCGCCCAGGAGGUCAAUGCGCGGCACACGGAGUUCGUCUGCGGAUUGGACUGGAAUCCCCACAGGACCCACCAGUUGGCCGACUGUGGCUGGGACUCGUUGGCCAACGUUUAUACCCCGCAGUGUCUGAGCGGUGAUCUGGUCGUCUAGGUUAGUACAGGGCAUGCCCACAACUGGAAACUGGAACUGGUACUCCCUAAAUACCGAAAACACAUGUGAUAAGGCGCUAGUGGCGUCGAAAUAGCCAGGCCUACAAGCGGUGCACCGUUAAUACGAUAGCUGAGCUAUAUGCAAUGCCUAUAAGGAACUGUAAGGAGCCGAAGACAAGGACUCAUCGGCGCAACGAUGACGUGUAAAUAGCUGUGUGAUAAACGCUGAACGGGCUAAAACCUCAAGCAGGUGCUUCAAAAUGUCAAUAAAAGCUUACAUAUA
Messenger RNA from Drosophila mauritiana, 1392 nucleotides. RefSeq names its product peroxisomal targeting signal 2 receptor (gene Pex7). Bases 91 to 1110 code for a protein of 339 amino acids. The transcript is spliced from 4 exons. Gene Ontology annotation, cellular component: peroxisomal matrix; cytosol. Gene Ontology annotation, molecular function: protein binding. Gene Ontology annotation, biological process: protein import into peroxisome matrix. The record is from RefSeq and is a predicted model, not a curated record. NCBI's taxonomy places the organism in Eukaryota, Metazoa, Arthropoda, Insecta, Diptera, Drosophilidae.